This is a messenger RNA of Arachis ipaensis, 1302 nucleotides long. The record is from RefSeq and is a predicted model, not a curated record. NCBI's taxonomy places the organism in Eukaryota, Viridiplantae, Streptophyta, Magnoliopsida, Fabales, Fabaceae.
AUGGGUCAUGUUCAUGCCAAGGGUAACCUACCCUUCCUGGCCUUGGUGACAGAGUUAGUUGCUGCUGCUAGUGUUCCCCGAGAGACUAAAGAUCGAAAAGCAAUAAUUCCGGUAGAGGGCGACGUGGUUCCAAAUGGAAAAUAUCUUAAGCCUCCGGCGGAACACAAAACCCUUGAGAUAGCUGCCCCCUCGGUUAAUUCCACCACUUCUUCUACAUCACAAGGAUCUUCCCAUCAAAGGCUUGAAGACCUCCAUAAGAAGAUAGAUAGAUAUGAACGGCGGAACCAACGCCGGUAUGCUUACAUCAAGAAGCUUUUGAGUUGUGUGAAUCCUUCUGUGGAAGAACCGGAGAUCUCCACAUCCACCUCGUACUUAAGUGAAGAAAGCACUCGUGAACAGAAUAGAGGAAGUUCCAAACCCGACCACCACUUGCGCCUUGCUAGAACUGGGAAGACAUUCAUACGGAGGACUCUUUCUGCUUAUUUAAGAAAUGGUGGGAACAUUGUUCUUAAUGUUGCUUCAAGUGGCAUUGCUUCUUUAUUACUUCCUAAUGGUCGUACUGCUCACUCAAGAUUCAAGAUACCAUUAAGCAUAAACGAGGAUUCUGUUUGCAACAUAAAGCAAGGCACUCCUCUUUCUAAGCUGAUAUGUAAGGCAAAGCUUAUUAUAUGGGAUGAGGCUCCAAUCUUAAGCAAGUUUUAUUAUGAAGCUCUUGACAAGUCUAUGAAAGAUAUUCUUAGAUUUGAGCCAUCAUUUAAUGCAGACCUUCCCUUUGGUGGCAAAGUUGUUGUACUUGGUGGAGACUUCGGGCAGAUUCUUCCGGUAAUACCAAUGGGCUCGCAUCAAGACAUAGUGCAAGCAUCCAUUAGUUCUUCUUAUCUAUGGCAAUUUUGCAUAGUCUUAAAGCUUUCAAAGAAUAUGAGACUUACUGUUGGAGGUACUAUUGAAGUUGAUAAUGAUCUCAAAGAGAUUGCACAAUGGUUAAUUCAAAUUGGUGAUGGGUUGGCAGGUGAUUCAACAGAUAGUGAGUCUGAGAAUUUAGUUACAUUUGUCUACCUAGAUUUAUUGAAUUCGGACUCGUUGUGUGAUGAAGAGGGCAACAUGGAAUAUGAGAUGGAUGCUAUCAAAACUGAUGUGUUGAAUUCGAUAAAUUGCUCAUGCUUACCUAACCAUCAGUUGAAACUCAAAGUUGGUGUAUCUGUUAUGUUGUUGAGGAAUAUAGACCAAAGCAAUGGACUUUGUAAUGGUACUCGAUUACAGGUUCAAAGAUUAGGUUCCAACGAAGACAGUUUCCUCUUGUAG